This is a messenger RNA of Schistocerca serialis cubense, 1078 nucleotides long. RefSeq lists its product as uncharacterized. The record is from RefSeq and is a predicted model, not a curated record. The coding region runs from base 374 to 835 and encodes 153 amino acids. Lineage: Eukaryota; Metazoa; Arthropoda; Insecta; Orthoptera; Acrididae. The transcript is spliced from 6 exons.
AGCGCGAGCUUCCCGUCAGUUGGCACCGUGUGGUAGUAAUAGACCGAGUCGCCGCCAACCAACUGGAAGUCCCGCAACAUUCGGAUCUGGGACAGGCGGCUGUGCUCCCUGAGUAGAUGCUCUUCAUUGAGGUGAUAAAAACCUAAGAGAGUAGCAACUAUUUACUCAAGUCGUGACGAAUUACGUGGUCUGCCUCCAUAUCACAGCGACACAAAGCUAAUCAGUCUUUGAACCUAAUGUUAGUUUAAGACUGCUGCAAAUAAAAAGGAGCAGCUUCUACCGUACUGAUCACACUGUACGACCUAUAUGGGAGACGACAACAGCGAUUAAUGAUCCCUUAGCAGUGGACGUCGGCAAGAAGUUGGACGUCUGAAUGCUAAAUACAACAAACAAAAGCAAGCUACAACAAUUGGAUACAAUGAAUGCAAAGUCAGCACACGUAGUACUUCUGACUGGAAUCUUUCUACUAAUGUUAAUGGACAUGGCUAGUGCUGUGAAGUGCUACAUUUGCAGCUGGAAUCCAAGAGAUUAUGACAAUGAUACAUGUACAACAGACAAUUUCAAUCCACAGCGUACAAGAACAGAUGAAUGUGAUGCAGGAUGUGAGACUGUUAUCAUGAGAGACAGCAAUGGUGAUCUGGAAAUGUUCUACAGAAAUUGUUACACGAAUGGAAAUUAUAUUUACAGCAAAGAGAUGAAAAGAGUAAAUAAUGAAGAAAAAUACAAAUGCAGUUCGAGAUUAUGUAACGCUGGAACAAGAAUACAACUGGCUUUCUUACCUGUUCUUUUAUGUGGCUCUGUGAUAAUCACCCUAUGCUUAACUGUGCUCAUGUGAAGUGUUUUAUAGUUAUCAUGACUGACAAAACCUCAGGGAGUCAUUCAUUUAAAAAAAUUCCAGCAGCAGGAGUAUUAAUAACUGAUUAGUCACAGUAAUUUUGCCAUUAAUUUUCAUGUUAUUUAUCAAUGAAUGUGCAUUUGAAUACUUUGUUAUUUAUAUUCAUACAACUGAUUAUGGAGAGUUAGCGAUCUUAAAAUGUAUAUCGUACCAUAAUUGAAUAAACAUGUAUUUACAAGGUCA